GUUUAGUUGGGCCGAUUAUUUAAUGAAGCCAGAGAAUCUAGAUUCUAGGCCCAUGAUGUCCCUGGCGAGGGUGAAGACUGAAGAGGAAGGAGGGGAGGGGUAUCAGUAUUCUGUUUGUGAGUUCUAAGAUGAACAAGAUUCCGUGGAUGAAACAGCAAUGGCGAGGCAUAGUGAAAGUGCGUCUGAAGUGGGUAAAGAACCGAACCCUCGAUCACGUGAUCGACAAGGAAACCGACCUCAAGGCCGCGUGCCUCCUCAAGGACGCCAUCGUCCGCUCCUCCACCGCCUUCCUCACCGCCAACUCCGUCGCCGACUGGCAGAAGCUCCUCGGCCUCACCGUCCCCGUCCUCCGCUUCCUCCGCCGCUACCCCACCCUCUUCCACGAGUUCCCCCACCCCCGCUGGCCCUCCCUCCCCUGCUUCCGCCUCACCGACACCGCGCAAUUCCUCCACUCGCAGGAACUCGCUCUCCACCAAACGCACCAAAACGACGCCGUCAGCAACCUCUCCAAGCUCCUCAUGAUGGCCCGCUCACGCGCCCUCUCCCUCCACUCUCUCCACGCGCUCAAGUGGGACCUUGGCCUACCCGACACCUUCCACAAAACCCUAGUUCCGCAAUACCCUGACACCUUCCAAUUCCUGAACUCCCCCAACGGCGUCGUUUCGCUUAAACUAACGCGCUGGCCCGAGGAACUCGCGCUUUCCGCUUUGCAGAGGACCAACGAGGGUGGGACCCACUACCGGGAAUUCAAGCGGGGGCAAUCGGCGUUGGCUUUUCCGAUGAAGUUUCCGAGAGGCUACGGUGCUCAGAAGAAGGUUAGGGCGUGGAUGGAGGAGUUCCAGAAGCUUCCCUAUCUCUCUCCUUAUUCCGACUCCUCCAAGAUUGACCCCAAUAGUGACUUAAUGGAGAAGCGCGUUGUUGGGGUUCUGCACGAGCUUUUGAGUCUCACUCUGCACAAGAAAACCAAGAGGAACUACUUGAGGGGGUUGAGGGAAGAGUUGAAUCUUCCGCAUAGGUUUACCCGCAUUUUCACGAGGUACCCGGGGAUUUUUUACCUCUCGUUGAAGUGCAAAACCACGACGGUUACUCUCAGGGAAGGGUACCGGAGUGGGAAGCUGGUGGACCCGCACCCUCUUGCUCGCCAUAGGGAUAAGUUCUACCAUGUGAUGCAGACGGGGCUUCUCUAUCGCGGGGAUGGCUCGUUGAAACGUGACGAGAACGAUUCGCUGCUUCGGGAUGAUGAACUCAGGAGUGAAGACUCUGAGGAGGAGGAGGAGGAGGAGGAGGGAGAGGUUGAAAUGAGCGAUGAUGAUGAACUCUGCGAGGGUGAAACAAGUGAAUGAGGUUUUUGAUGCUGAAUUGUGUUUGUAUGAUACAAGCUACGGGGUGAUAAUUGCUUUAAAGAAAACCAUUUGCUCAUUGCUCCCCAGUUUCUACUGGUAGAAAUUCAAGAACCAUGUCCAAAGAAUUGGCAAAUUGACAUUGGACCUGCUUGCAUAUUCGUAGAUAAGUAUGAUUCUCUGGCUUAAUAUGGUCAUCUCCGGAAGUUUCAGAUAUUAUUGCUAUACCUCCAGAGAAACAAGUAAAGCUUUAUGAACUUCAAAAUUUCUGUAGCAUGCUAACUGCAAGUCUGCAACAUAAUAGCAGAUGAAUAACCCAUCAGAUUAUCGCCCCUUGUAAGAGUAAUAGUCCAUUAAGAAGUCACUGCCUCGGGUGAAGACUUGAAUGAGUAGACACAUUUGUUCUUGAACUAUGUGAUAAACUUUUUUGACCCAUAAAGUUGCAUGUGUUUAAUUGAUUAUAGUCGCUAAUAUUAUUGGCGAUUCUCAGGAAAUUCUGCUGGUCUUGAAGGGGAUCCUUAAGCCAGCUUGUUAAAGCUAUGGAGCAUGUUGGAGAUCAUUGAAACUACUCAAGCAAGCUCGAAUAGUUCACGAACAUUAUUUAUCAGCUGUAGCAACUAAUCAUGUUACGGUAUUCAUUAUUUUUUACCACAUUGGCGAUCUGUCAACCAGCAAUUGUGUUUGAUUUUAAGGUGGAAAAUUGAGUUGACAAAUGACAUAAAUUAUAGGAAUUUACCCCCUAUAUCGAAAAAAUGUUGCAACGAAAUAUUAUGGUGCAUUUGGUUGGCAAAUAUUCUUAGUUUA
Cajanus cajan (pigeon pea) is the source of this 2144-nucleotide messenger RNA. RefSeq names its product Ubiquitin carboxyl-terminal hydrolase family protein. NCBI's taxonomy places the organism in Eukaryota, Viridiplantae, Streptophyta, Magnoliopsida, Fabales, Fabaceae. The record is from RefSeq and is a predicted model, not a curated record. Gene Ontology annotation, molecular function: RNA binding.